Dracunculus medinensis (Guinea worm) is the source of this 654-nucleotide messenger RNA. Lineage: Eukaryota; Metazoa; Nematoda; Chromadorea; Rhabditida; Dracunculidae. The record is from the annotation of a GenBank genome assembly.
CAUACUGGUGUGAACCAACUCGGAGGUGUUUUCGUGAAUGGUCGACCACUACCUGAUUCUACCAGGCAAAAAAUAGUCGAUUUAGCUCAUCAGGGUGCUCGUCCAUGUGAUAUUUCUAGAAUUCUUCAAGUUUCCAAUGGGUGCGUGUCAAAAAUUUUAUGCCGAUAUUACGAGUCAGGAACAAUUAGACCAAGAGCAAUUGGUGGAUCAAAGCCUAGAGUUGCUACUGUUAAUGUCUGUGAUAAAAUAGAAAGUUAUAAGCGUGAACAGCCAUCGAUAUUUGCUUGGGAGAUCCGUGAUAAAUUAUUAAACGAGAAAGUCUGCACGCCGGACACAAUUCCUAGUAAAUGUGCAGAUUUCAGCGAUUUUGCUUUGGAUACUCAUUCAUCUUAUACUCCUAAGAUCGUAUCUUCCAUUAAUCGCGUACUGCGAAAUUUAGCGGCUAAGAAAGAGCAGCAAGCGAUGCAAAAUGAUUUUUAUGAUCGUGCCCUAAGGUAUUCAACGACUCAAUGGUAUAGUCAGUGGCCAAUGAAUAUGCCUGCUGCAGUUGGUUUAACACCUUUUCAACCAAUUGGACAACCAAAUCAUAUUGACAAGAAGGACCUAGGGCGUUUAGAUUUUGAUAUUGAUGAGUUAUGCUGUCAAUCAUCAUAG